AUGUUAAAAACAAUUUGGUAUCAUUGUACAACUGAAUACAGUGUCAAAGAAAUUGAAAAAGAUGCUGAAUAUGAGAAACAAUUAGUCAAUGCAUUUCCUCAAUUAUUAACAUUCACUGAUAUAAAUAAUUGUAUUGAUUACAUCACCGAUUGUGAUGAUCGAACGGUCUCUUUGAUUUUUUCCGACGUUCAAGGUAUUCAAUCUUUAUCACUUAUUUAUCAACUUGAACAAUUCAUACGUAUUUAUGUUUUGGAACCGAUUUCNCCAGGAUGCUUAGCAACAAUCUCAUCAAGAUAUGGCAGAUCUAAUGCUUCGUUCGUUUUUGCUAUAAAUAUAACAGAUGACAGUACACCUCCAUUGUCGAUCAAAUUCUGCACCAAAUAA
Molecule: messenger RNA, 384 nt
Organism: Adineta ricciae
Lineage: Eukaryota; Metazoa; Rotifera; Eurotatoria; Adinetida; Adinetidae
Source: the annotation of a GenBank genome assembly